Molecule: messenger RNA, 468 nt
Organism: Theobroma cacao (cacao)
Lineage: Eukaryota; Viridiplantae; Streptophyta; Magnoliopsida; Malvales; Malvaceae
Source: RefSeq, a predicted model, not a curated record
AUGGCACUCAAAAGGAUUGGUCUUGGAAACGUUGUUGGAGCCUAUGAGAUUGAUGCACUUAGUGCCUUGACUGCACAAGUAGCUAUACUAACCAAAAGAUGCCAAAGAGUGGGUAAUAUAUCAAGGAGACACGAGAUGCCUCUCAACAACUUCCUUGAAAUAGAAAUUUUUGAUGUGUGGGGUAUUGACUUCAUGGGUCCAUUCAUACCUUCAUACAAUAAUAAAUACCUCUUAGUUGAUAUUGAUGAUGUCUCUAAAUGGGUUGAAGCUGCAACCUUUCCUCAUAAUGACUCCAAAGUGGUGAUGAAUUUCAUCAAGAAAAAUAUUUUAACUCAAUUCAACAUUCCAAGGGCAAUUGUUAAUGAUGAGGGUAGUCACUAUUGUAAUAAAUAUUUUGAUGCACUUCGUGCAAAAUAUGGAGUUAAACACAAGGUUGCAAUGGCUUACCAUCCUCAAACUAGUGGUUAA